GCGAGUGGUUCAGGUCGGGUGCCGCGCGGAGAGUGCGGGGCGGGAAAGAGCAGUGGAGCGGCUCCCACCGGCGCUGGGUUCCGUCGGCCGGCCGCAGCCCCGCGAGUGGCCCUCCCGUACCUCGCCCGCCGGCGCCCUGGCCGUGGGCACUUGCGGAGCGCCGGGCGCGGGGCCGCUGGGCAGCGGCGGCGGCGGCAUGAAGGUCACGUCGCUCGACGGACGCCAGCUGCGCAAGAUGCUCCGCAAGGAGGCGGCGGCGCGCUGCGUGGUGCUCGACUGCCGGCCCUACCUGGCGUUCGCCGCCUCGAGCGUGCGCGGCUCCUUCAACGUCAACCUCAACUCGGUGGUGCUGCGGCGGGCCCGGGGCGGCGCGGUGUCGGCGCGCUACGUGCUGCCCGACGAGGCGGCGCGCGCGCGGCUGCUGCAGGAGGGCGGCGGCGGCGUGGCGGCCGUGGUGGUGCUGGACCAGGGCAGCCGCCACUGGCAGAAGCUUCGCGAGGAGAGCGCCGCGCGCGUGGUGCUCACCUCGCUGCUGGCCUGCCUGCCGGCCGGCCCGCGAGUCUACUUCCUCAAAGGAGGAUAUGAGACCUUCUACUCAGAAUACCCUGAGUGUUGCGUGGAUGUGAAACCUAUCUCACAAGAGAAAAUCGAGAGUGAAAGAGCCCUCAUCGGCCAGUGUGGAAAGCCAGUACUCAGCCUCAGCUACCGGCCAGCUUAUGACCAGGGUGGCCCUGUUGAAAUCCUUCCCUUCCUCUAUCUUGGAAGUGCCUACCAUGCAUCCAAGUGCGAGUUCCUCGCCAACCUGCAUAUCACAGCCCUGCUGAAUGUCUCCCGUCGGACCUCCGAGGCCUGCACAACCCACCUACACUACAAAUGGAUCCCUGUGGAGGACAACCACACGGCUGACAUUAGCUCUCACUUUCAAGAAGCAAUAGACUUCAUUGACUGUGUCAGGGAAAAAGGAGGCAAAGUCCUGGUCCACUGUGAGGCUGGCGUCUCGCGGUCCCCCACCAUCUGCAUGGCUUACCUCAUGAAGACCAAGCAGUUCCGCCUGAAGGAAGCCUUUGACUACAUGAAGCAGAGGAGGAGUGUGAUCUCCCCCAACUUCGGCUUCAUGGGCCAGCUCCUGCAGUACGAAUCUGAAAUCCUGCCUUCCACGCCCAACCCCCAGCCUCCCUCCUGCCAGGGGGAGGCCGCAGGCUCCUCGUGUAGAGACCACUUGCAGACACUGGGCCCUGACGUGCAGGGCACCUACUGCACAUUCCCUACCUCAGUGCUGACGCCUCUGCCCCCCCACUCGGCAGUCACAGAGCUCCACAGGAGCCCAGCAGCCACGUCCUGCUGAGACUGGGGAAGGAGGGACGCGUGCCAGCCCGGCCCCAAGAGCAACUGUGAUUUUAGUUUUUUAAAACUUGUGGACAUUUCAUACCUGUGCAAUACUGAAGACCUCUCGAUCCCACCAGCCCAGCAAGCUAGUGAGGGGUCACCAGGCUUGCACACAAACUUAACACCGACCUCGAGGAUGGGUUCUCGGGACUGAAGGAAGGCCAAGCCAUUAGGAGAGCACAGUGUGUGCUGACUACUGUACUUCCAGACCCCUGCUCUCAGGACCACCCAGUCCUCACACUUCAGAGUUGGCCUUUUCAUUUCAAGCAUAAGGCAAUAAGUCCCUGCAGCCGGGGGAACUAGAAGCUGCUGGGCCAGGAGAAAAGGCAGUCGGGAAGCCGAUCCGUUUUGUAGAAAGCACAAUUUCCACCUUUAAGGAAAAAAAAAAAACUUUGCCAGUCUCAGUGUCCAUGUAUGUCACUUCAGGGCAUAAGCUGGCCACCAUUUAGUCAGAAAGGUCACCCUGCUGGGUUUCCAGGCAUGAGAUGGGCCAGCUGGUCUGAGCCCUGAAGUGGCUUUGGAGAUUCCCUUGUGGCUCUGAUGGAGCCAGCGGGUAGAAGGAACUAGCCAUUGACUCUUCUAGGUUUCUUUUCUGCUGUGGGUUCCUCCCUGACCUUGGACUUUGGCAUGACUUAUUCAUACUUGAACCUGUCUCGUCUCCCUCCCCAAAGCAGCUCGUGGUAUCAUUCAAAAAAUUUCAAACCAUAAGCCAAGAAAAUGAUCCUUUUGAGAUGGUGGCCAUGAGUGCUGCAGAAGAGGACUCCUGCUGUGUCCUAAGUCUGUGGCUCUGAAGGCCGUGGCUCCUCAGCUUGCCGUCCUGUGUGCUUGUCUUUGUCCUGUGACACCGUUUCCCUCCCGGCCCCUGGGGUUGUCAUCACGCUACUGACUCACGGGAUUUACAGAUGUUGCAACGUGGUACUGCUGAUUUUCUGUCUGUAGGUUAUUUCUCCAGGGGAAAAGGCAAUAAUUUCCAAAAACCCAUGUGAAUGUGAAGGAAAGCAGUAUGUUACUGGUUGUUGUUUUUUUUUAUAAUGUAAAAUAAAAAUAGCAAAAG
Perognathus longimembris pacificus (Pacific pocket mouse) is the source of this 2440-nucleotide messenger RNA. RefSeq names its product dual specificity phosphatase 5 (gene Dusp5). Gene Ontology annotation, molecular function: MAP kinase tyrosine/serine/threonine phosphatase activity; protein tyrosine/threonine phosphatase activity. The record is from RefSeq and is a predicted model, not a curated record. The transcript has 4 exons. Gene Ontology annotation, biological process: negative regulation of MAPK cascade; protein dephosphorylation; endoderm formation. Gene Ontology annotation, cellular component: nucleus; cytoplasm. Lineage: Eukaryota; Metazoa; Chordata; Mammalia; Rodentia; Heteromyidae. The coding region runs from base 197 to 1345 and encodes 382 amino acids.